This is a messenger RNA of Blastocystis hominis, 658 nucleotides long. RefSeq lists its product as hypothetical. Lineage: Eukaryota; Bigyra; Opalinata; Blastocystidae. The transcript is spliced from 2 exons. The record is from RefSeq and is a predicted model, not a curated record. Bases 461 to 658 code for a protein of 65 amino acids.
GCUUCUCAUAGAGUGACCUGUAUGAUUCCGUACCAUGACGAAGGUGAUGAAGUUCGUCUUCUGAACAGUCUGGAAAUGUUGGUAAAGUGAAUCCGAUUUCUUUUAUCCUCUCAACGAGAAAUCAAUCUGUGACUGUAUUGGUAACUCGGAUAUCAUGAUCAAUCUGAUUGGAAAGUACUAUAAGACCAAGAAUCUGUAUCUUUGAAAGAACUACUCGCAUUUCUCUUUCUCCCCAGAUUCCAAGACGUCAACAUCGACUUCUCCGAGUGCCUUGCGAAGAUCUGCAACGAAAUGGGCAAAACGCGUUUUCUCCAUGUGUCGGCUCUGCAACAGAACCUCAAACAUCGUUCGGAGUGUGCUCGCACGAAGGUGGGCUUGGCUUUUCCAUUCCAUGUUGGCUAAAAGCGACAAAGUGCUCCACGAAGUCAUGCCCAGCGCCUGCAUCGUUCGUCCUGCAAACAUGUUCAGCGAAGAUGACCGCCUGUUGACCUGGAUCGGCAGCCAGCUGCACAUCGAUCCGUGGCUGAUCAAUAUCAAUGGCAGAAGCGCUCUGAAGCAGCCUGUGUGGAUGGGCGAUGUGGCCACGGCGAUUCGGAAGAACUGCAUGACUCCGGACGCUUUCGCGGGAAAGACGAUGGAGUUGGCGGGAGGGAAGUGA